This is a messenger RNA of Trichobilharzia regenti, 1217 nucleotides long. The record is from the annotation of a GenBank genome assembly. NCBI's taxonomy places the organism in Eukaryota, Metazoa, Platyhelminthes, Trematoda, Strigeidida, Schistosomatidae.
AACAGAAGACAAGGGCUGGCAACACAUCGUUUUAUUACGAAAAUCAACACGUAUUUAUAUAUAUUUUAUAUGCAUUAAUAAGGCUUAUGCAAGCAGAAAAAGGCAGUCUUCUGAUUGGUUGUUUCUCGGAAGUUAAGCAGACAAACACGACCGUACAGUUCGAUCUACCCGUGAUACGCAACACAUACCCGCCUACUGUUUGUACUGUCAAUGAACACGGACUAACACUCUUACAUAAAUUCUUAUCUAUUAACGACACAGCCGCCCCUGUAUCUAUCAAACAUACUACUUCUCGAUCAUUCACUCGCAACUUCGAAUACAGAGCCCCUUUCUCAAUAGCCCCCACUAAAUCUAGGUUCAUACGAAAGAAAGAACAAGCAUUAUACCGUCUGAAAUUUUUUCUUUUUCGCCUUUCUGGGCAGUAUCUUCUCCAGUGUCCCGGCUUACCGCAUUCAAAACACCGGUCUUUUCUAUCAGCCAACUUUAACGCCGCCACUUCCCGCUGCAAUGCUUCAAUUUUCUGCUCAUAUUCGUUUGGUUUUGGUUGGUCUAUAGCGGCUACCGUUGUGCUCAGCAGCUGUCUGGUCACCUUCGCCAGCUCACUAAUAUCCAUCGGCUGCGUUGCGUUAACCAGUUGUAAUCGCUGAGAAAUGUGGUCUGGGACACUCUCGAUGAAUUGGGAAGACAGUAACUGCGCUUCUGAUUCUUCAUCUAAAGUGGGAAGCGCGCGUCGAAGUAGAUUAGUCAGUUUCACCGCCAACACUAGCGGGUCUCCAUCCGGUCCCAGCUUCGUUGACCGGAACUGCUCCAUCGCUAGCUGUCUGUCUGUUUCGCUGUCAAACUCGGACACUAGUCGUUCAACCAAUUUCUUCCAAGACACUGUGCCAUUUGACCUGUCUACGCUGUCAUAUGCCGCCUUCGCUCGGCCUCUCAACAGCGUCCCCAGGAUAACUGCCUUCGCCGCCUGCUCCUUGACACCCACCAGCUCAGCAACGGCCUCGAAGUCACGUAAGAAGCUCCGUAUGUCUCCUUCUUCAAACGCAGCUGGCCACGGGAUCUUCAUUUUUUUGGAGGCAGCGACACCAAAUGUAACAACAGAAGACAAGGGCUGGCAGCAGAUCGUUUUAUUACGAAAAUCAACACGUAUUUAUAUAUAUUUUAUAUGCAUUAAUAAGGCUUAUGCAAGCAGAAAAAGGCAGUCUUCUGAUUGGUUGUUU